AUGUUGGAAUUGUGCGUCGGAAUUGUGAUUAUCCUACUGACUAUCUUCAUAUACUUUGCAUAUUUCUUCAAAUUCAAUUGGGUGAAAGACUUGAGAACUGAGAUUAAGACCCGUAGCUUUUACGCGAGUAACAAAAUUCGAAAAGUAGGUAAAGAAUUACCACCGGUCUAUCCAAACGGAUGGUUCGCUUUGCUUGAAAGUUCGCAGAUAAAAAAUGGUCGGGUGAAACACGUGUCUGCUCUCGGCGAAAAUUUUGCAGUGUUCAGAACCAAAAAAGGCGUUGUGAAUAUUUUAGACGCGUACUGUCCCCAUUUAGGGGCAAAUAUGGCCGAGGGUGGCCGUGUCAAAGGAAACUGCCUAGAAUGUCCCUUUCAUAACUGGACAUUUCGCGGAGAGGAUGGCUACUGCGAGAACAUACCUUAUACUGCAAAAG
Cyphomyrmex costatus is the source of this 433-nucleotide messenger RNA. Its product is annotated as cholesterol 7-desaturase-like. The annotation marks the transcript as partial. Gene Ontology annotation, cellular component: cytoplasm. The record is from RefSeq and is a predicted model, not a curated record. Lineage: Eukaryota; Metazoa; Arthropoda; Insecta; Hymenoptera; Formicidae. The transcript has 3 exons. Gene Ontology annotation, molecular function: 2 iron, 2 sulfur cluster binding; oxidoreductase activity.